AUACAAAAUCAGCUGGUCAAAAAUAGCGCUACAGGUAUCAAAUUAGGUCAUAAUACCUUUUUACUGAUUUGCAAAUUUUGAGAUUUAACUUUAUUUUGAUAGUUUUUUUUAAUCAACCAAAAACGAGAAAAGCAGAUUUGGUGAAAAACCGGUUUUGUAAUAUUUGAAUACAAAAUCAGCAAUAACCAAUAGAAGAAUCUUCUAUUAUGUAUUUUUAUAGCAGUCUUAAACUACUCACCAUUAAUCAUCAUAUGAUCUGAUGGUAUAUUAUUUAUUGACGUCAAAUCAUGAGUGGGCUUCUAUGAAAAUGUUUUCUUAUUUUUGUUUGGUGUUUCGUAAUUGAAGUAAAUUAUUCUCGGUAUUUUCAUGUGAAUACACUGUUAAUGUAAAAUAUAUUUUUUUGAAAUGAGAAUGUCUUGUGAAGAAGUUGCUGAUUUGGAUAGAAAUGGUCAAGUUUUCAGGGUACGUUCAAGUGAUACUGAAGACUGCAUGAAUUCCCAACUCUUGGAUCUUACUAUUCAGUCUGAUGAUAAUUGCAAAGGAUCAAAGUCUAUUAGCAGUCGCUUGAAGACCAUCGAAUAUGAGAUUGAAUCUCUUCUGUCAGAAGCAAAGUCCGACUCGCGACACAGCUUCAGUAGGCCUAUGUACCGGAUGGAAUCAGGCGGCUCCAUUGCAACCAGUUUCAACUCCAUUUAUAGAGGAAGAAGUCGUGAUUCUAGUUCCACAAGGGAUCUAAAAGUUGCUUCAAGAACUGUCUCCAAUACAUCUACAAAACUAUCAGAGAAUAAAGCACCGAGAGUUCCCAGUAAUUGUAGAUCUCUGUCAGGCAUGUCUCAGGGUGAUAAUGGCACUAUUCAGAGUUAUCUUCACUCAAUCAACAAUAAUGUUAUAAAAACAUCAAGGGUGAUAUCCAGAAUGACCGGCACAUCAAAUAUUCAUGAUAAUAGAUGCUCCUCAGCACCAACCAGUGACUUCGCUCACAUGGAAAGAAUAAGGAAUUCUAGGGAGUAUCGUAUUGAAAUAGAAAAGAGACUUCUAGCCGAAAAAAGUUUGGAGACACUCAAAGCCGAUCUUAAAAAGUGUCAGCAAGAAGAGAAAAAGCUGAAAAAUAUAAAAGGGAAGAUGGCAUCGCUAACAGAGGAAUUGAAUUGUGAAAAACAGAAAAGAGAAACAGUUGAGAAGAACAUGGAUGCCCUAAAAGAACAAUACCAGCAACUUCAACAAGAAGGAGAGAAAAACAAAAAUUUGAAUGAAAAAUACUUGAAAUUAGUAAAAGAAUUGGAAGGUGAGCGAGAGAAGCGCAUGGGAUGUGAAAAAUUGGUGAAGAGCUUGAAUGAUAGAUUGGACGAGUCGUCUCUAAAAAUUCAAGAAUUGAUUGGUGCCAGAACAAUGGCCGUAGAAUUGGCUCAUAAUCUUGGAGAGCAGAGUAGAUCUUGUCUGAAAAAAUAUAAAGAUUGUAUGAGUUGUUGCGAAAACCUGGAAGCAGAGCGAACAAAAGCAAACGAACUUUUAAAAAAUCUCAACGAAAAGUUGGAGACCAUGACCAAUGAAUUAUCCGAGAAAGAUCGGAAGCUGAUGCAUCUAAAAGAAAAAUUGGAAUCCAAUGAGAAAAUUAUCAAAGAGUUCAAUAACAGGGACGUGACUGACAUACCUCAAGUUAAAAGUCUACUGGAAAAGCAACAAAAGGCUUUCAAGUCAGCUUUGAUGAAGAGAGAAACAAACGAAAUGGCACUGCAGGCCAAGUGCUCCACAUAUGAGGUUGAGAUGAAUUUGAUGCGAAACGAUUUUGCUAAAAGGUUGAAUGAAAUUGAGAAUAUGAAGCAGAGAAUGAAUGAAGAACUGGAACGUUUGAUUGGGGAGAAGGAUAAAGAGAUUUCCAUGGAAAAGCAUGCUCGAGAAGAGUUGACCGAAGUUGUAAAGCAGUGCAAAGAACGUAUAACAGAACUAUCUGAGGCAAAUAAACAUCAAGAAAUAGUAAUCAAGUGCCAAAAUGAUACUAUCAAUAGCAAGGACGACAGGUUGGGUCUGGCAGUGCAGGAAGCUGAGCUGAACGCGCGCUUGGUGGAACAGCAGAAGAGCGAACUGCGCCAGGAGCAUUCGCGAACAAUGGCGCAGUUGGAGCAGAGGCUGCAAGAGGAGCGCGACAAACUGCGCAUCAAAGAGAAGGUGGCUGACGACCAGGCCGACACAAUAAUGCAGCUCAAGUCGAGCAUGCUCGAGCGCUCCAAAGAGCUUCACAGGCGGUCCAAUGAAAUGGCCAAACUUGAAAAGCAGCUGCUGUGUGAACGUCAAGAGAAAGAGAACAUUGCUUGUGAUGUUGCCCAUCUGAAAAUGCUCCGAGAGAAAAACUCUAUCACAAUCAAGGACUUGCAAAAGCAAAUUGAAACACUAAAAGAUUCCAGUUUACAUAAGAAGCAUACAUUCAUGCUAGAAGAGUUGGAGAAAAAGGUUCAACAAAAACAGGCUGAAUGGCAGUUGGAAAUCACGAAAAUAACUGAAGAAAGGAAUCAAGCGAGAGAAACGGCACAAUAUGCGAUAGACAAUCUAGCGACUGCUUUACAAGAGCAUCAAAACGAAUUAAUGGGUCAGAAAAAUAUGCGGCAUAAGAUGGCUUCUCUUAUAAGAAAAAAAGAGGAGCAACUGAGUGCGGCAGAGGCAAGAGUCAAUGAAUUCAGAAGAACAAAUGGUGAUAAAUCUCAGUCUUCGGAUAAUGAAAAUUUACGAGUAAAACCCUCUUGGAGUGCCAACCGACUCUUCAAGCAGAGAGGUGUGUAUGUUAAUUCCAAGCUGCACAGAGCCAGGCCUUCUUACAAGUACAAACUAAUCUGACCAGGUUUAGAAGUUAUUGACUCCAAAAACAUUCCAUGUGUGUCCAUCACCUCUGGACUCUUAUUUUGAGCUCUCUCAAAAAAAUUCAAAUAUUAUUUCUAAUGUGAAGCUUGUUGGUUGCAACUCUCAUAGGUAUAAUUUCUAUGUUUACAGCUUGGAAUGACGAAUCAAACUAAUUGUUAUUGAAAUUCCGACAUUAUUGAAGUAAAUUAUAUUAUUUUGUGAAGGUGUA
This is a messenger RNA of Nilaparvata lugens (brown planthopper), 3061 nucleotides long. RefSeq names its product leucine-rich repeat and coiled-coil domain-containing protein 1. The transcript has 16 exons. The coding region runs from base 406 to 2829 and encodes 807 amino acids. Lineage: Eukaryota; Metazoa; Arthropoda; Insecta; Hemiptera; Delphacidae. The record is from RefSeq and is a predicted model, not a curated record.